Frankliniella occidentalis (western flower thrips) is the source of this 1116-nucleotide messenger RNA. RefSeq names its product putative peptidyl-tRNA hydrolase PTRHD1. The record is from RefSeq and is a predicted model, not a curated record. Bases 178 to 555 code for a protein of 125 amino acids. The transcript is spliced from 3 exons. NCBI's taxonomy places the organism in Eukaryota, Metazoa, Arthropoda, Insecta, Thysanoptera, Thripidae. Gene Ontology annotation, molecular function: peptidyl-tRNA hydrolase activity.
AAUAACAAGAACGUUAACCAUAUGUUUUCAUGUUUUCAUGUCCUUUUUGGUUAAGGUGUUAACGCUCACACUUGCUUGUUUGGAAGUUCUGGCCUUGUUUUUUAAAUGUACUUUUCUUAUUAGUAUCUUCUAUAUUCUACAACAUCCUCUUCUUAGUCCAAAUUAUCUAGGUUAAACAUGGCAAAUGUUGUUCAGUAUAUUGUUGUCAGAGGAGACCUUCUGAGCCAUUUAGGAUGGCCUGUUGGGGCUUUGAUCGCUCAAGCUUGUCAUGCUUGUACUGCUGUAACCCACCUAUUUCAUGAUGAUGAACAUAUGAAAGUAUAUCUCUCAGAUUUGGAUAAUAUGAGGAAGGUUGUGUUGGAAGCAGAUGGUGAAAGCUCACUUCGUGAGUUGUCUACAAAACUUGAAGAAGGUGGUGUCCUGCAUAAGCUUUGGAUUGAGCAGCCUGAGAAUAUUCCUACUUGUAUUGCUGUUAAACCGCAUCCUAAGGAAGAAAUCCAAAAGUAUUUUAAGAAAUUUAAAUUAUUCAAAGCAAUCCCACCAGCACCCAAAUAGAGAUAAAACCUGUGUUAUUUUCAGAAAGGAAUCAAAUAAAAAACAAACUUUGAAAAAAAAAACCUACAGAAAUUUAUUGAUACAUUAUCAAAUCUAGAAAUAAUACACACAUCCUUUACUAUUGAUUACAUUUCAAUAAAUGUGUUACAUUAUCUGGACUGAGCUUGUAUCAAUUAAAUCUAAACAAUAUUUUACAAGUAAAGUACAUAGAUACUAUGUCACUUAAGCUUACAAUAGAAGCAAAGGUCACAUAGUGCAUAUCUGAGAUAGAUCUCUUACCUACAAGUAGUGGACAUUUUGUCAUUACGCACUAGAGGCACCCACUACAGCUGAUAUCCGUAGGAAAAACAGUACAGAAGAAAUGGACAACAUUGUACAUAUUUGCUUUCAUUCUUAUUGUAAUGUCACUGAGUAAUUAAAAACAUAGAAAGUCUUUCAAACAGAAAUAAAAGAAAAAAGGACAAACAUUAAUGGUUAGGGGAGGUAAUUUAUUAAGCAUGAGUAGGAGAGAAGCCUUGCUUGAAUAGGAAAGGACAAUUCUAGACUGAAAGCCAAUUAAAA